This is a messenger RNA of Grammomys surdaster, 7328 nucleotides long. It is a transcript of the gene Patj, whose product is annotated as PATJ crumbs cell polarity complex component. Bases 130 to 5631 code for a protein of 1833 amino acids. The record is from RefSeq and is a predicted model, not a curated record. The transcript has 44 exons. Gene Ontology annotation, molecular function: protein binding. NCBI's taxonomy places the organism in Eukaryota, Metazoa, Chordata, Mammalia, Rodentia, Muridae.
ACUUCCGUCCAGGUGAGGGCAGCCGCUGUACUUCCGCCAGGUGAGGAGGCCGAGCUCGCAGCCCCGGGGCUCCCACCCCGCUGUCGCCUGACCAGGCUUUUUGGAAGUGAUUGAAAAGAAUAAUCCAAAAUGCCUGAAAAUCCUGCUGCAGAGAAAAUGCAGGUCCUGCAGGUCCUCGAUCGCCUGAGAGGGAAGCUGCAGGAGAAGGGAGACACGACGCAGAACGAGAAGCUGUCUGCGUUUUAUGAGACGCUGAAGAGCCCUCUCUUCAACCAGAUCCUUACACUGCAGCAGUCCAUCAGGCAGCUGAAGGGACAGCUUAGCCACAUCCCCUCAGAUUGUUCAGCCAGCUUUGACUUUUCUCGAAAGGGUUUGUUAGUGUUCACGGAUGGUUCUAUUACAAAUGGGAAUGCCCACAGACCUUGUAGUAAUGUAACUGCAUCUGAAUUGUUGCCUUGGACUCAAAAGCCAGGAAAGGAAGACUUUAAUUCAGUCAUUCAGCAGAUGGCUCAGGGCCGGCAUGUUGAGUAUAUAGAGAUAGAACGCCCUUCAUCUGGAGGCCUUGGAUUCAGUGUGGUGGCUGUGAGAAGCCAAAGCCUGGGAUUCACUGAUAUCUUUGUGAAGGAAGUCCAUCCAGGGAGUGUAGCAGACAGGGAUCAUAGAUUAAAGGAAAAUGACCAGAUUUUGGCCAUCAAUGACACCCCAUUGGAUCAGAAUAUUUCCCAUCAGCAGGCGAUUGCAUUACUACAACAAGCCACUGGAUCUCUGCGGUUGGUGGUGGCUAGGGAAGCAAGCCACACACAGGUCCGAACCUCCACCAGCUCAGCUGACACAACUCUGCCAGAAACGGUGUGUUGGGGCCACACUGAAGAUGUUGAGCUCAUUAAUGAUGGCUCUGGAUUAGGUUUUGGGAUAGUUGGAGGGAAAUCCAGCGGCGUGGUUGUGAGGACUAUUGUUCCCGGAGGAUUGGCAGACCGAGAUGGAAGACUGCAGACAGGGGAUCAUAUCUUGAAGAUUGGUGGUACAAAUGUGCAAGGAAUGACCAGUGAACAAGUUGCUCAAGUGCUAAGGAACUGUGGGAAUUCAGUGAGGAUGCUGGUGGCCAGAGACCCUGUUGGUGAAAUCGCAGUAACACCUCCUACCCCUGUCUCCUUACCUGUUGCCCUACCUGUUGUAACCACAAGAACCCUUGAUUCUGACAGUUCUCUUUUUGAAACUUACGAUGUUGAACUUGUCAAAAAAGAUGGACAGAGUCUUGGGAUUAGAAUUGUUGGCUAUGUUGGAACAGCUCAUCCAGGGGAAGCUUCAGGAAUCUAUGUGAAAAGUAUAAUCCCAGGCAGUGCUGCAUACCACAAUGGCCAAAUUCAAGUGAAUGAUAAAAUUGUGGCUGUGGAUGGUGUCAAUAUUCAGGGCUUUGCUAAUCAGGAUGUUGUUGAAGUGUUGCGGAAUGCGGGGCAGGUGGUGCACCUGACCCUAGUUCGAAGGAAAACAUCUUUAUCUGCUUUGCCAUUUGAACAGCCUUCAAACAGAGAAACUGUUGCAGAACCACCUAAAGUACCAGAACUAACUGAGUCCCUGGAACCAGAAACUAAUUUGAGUAUGGAAGCAGAGGAAAUUGGAGAAAGACUGGAUAAUCUAAAAAAGGACACUGUCCAAGCCUUAGAAAAACCAGAUAUAUAUCCAGAGAAAGUCCCAGGCUCUCCAGAAAAUGAGCUGAAAUCCAGAUGGGAAAACCUACUGGGCCCAGAUUAUGAAGUAAUGGUAGCCACUCUGGACACACAGAUUGCAGAUGAUGAGGAGCUACAGAAGUACUCAAAGCUGCUGCCUAUCCACACUCUCAGGCUUGGUAUGGAAGUCGACUCCUUUGAUGGACACCACUAUAUCUCCUCAGUUGCUCCUGGGGGUCCUGUGGAUACCCUGAACCUCCUGCAGCCAGAGGAUGAACUUCUCGAGGUCAAUGGCAUUCAGCUUUAUGGGAAGUCUCGCCGAGAAGCAGUCUCCUUUCUUAAAGAAGUGCCCCCACCAUUUACCUUGGUUUGCUGCCGCCGGCUGUUUGAUGAUGAGGCCUCUGUUGAUGAGCCGAGAACCAUGGAACCAUCUCUUCUUGAGGCAGAGGUUGACCGCAGUGUAGAUGUCAGCACUGAAGAGGAUGACGAUGGAGAAUUAGCCCUGUGGUCUCCUGAAGUCAGGACUGUGGAGCUGGUGAAAGACUGCAAAGGUUUAGGAUUCAGCAUUUUGGAUUAUCAGGAUCCCCUGGAUCCCACAAGGUCCGUGAUUGUGAUUCGCUCCUUGGUGGCAGACGGCGUAGCAGAAAGAAGUGGAGAACUUUUACCUGGAGAUCGCCUAGUCUCCGUCAAUGAGUUCUCUUUGGACAACGCCACUCUUGCCGAGGCUGUGGAAGUGUUGAAGGCUGUACCCCCAGGUGCGGUGCACCUUGGCAUCUGUAAGCCUUUGGUGGAAGAUGAGAAGGAAGAACAUUUUAGUUUACAUUCAAACAACAAUGGAGACAACAGUGAGCCUCCAGAAACAGUUCACGAGAUCCACUCAUCUCUAAUCCUCGAGGCACCCCAGGGAUUUAGAGAUGAGCCUUAUCUUGAAGAACUGGUGGAUGAACCUUUUCUAGAUUUGGGAAAGUCUUUGCAGUUCCAAGAAAAAGACAUGGACAGCAGCUCCGAAGUCUGGGAAAUGCAUGAAUUCCUGAGCCCUCCGCUGGAGGGAAGGGCUGAGGAGAGAGAGAUGCUUGUUGACGAGGAGUACGAGCUCUAUCAAGAUCACCUCCGGGCCAUGGAGUCACACCCACCACCACCAUGCAUUCGGGAGGCCGCUGCUGCAUCUCCCAGGCUGGAACUCCAGGCUGGCACACAGUGGCUGCAUGCUAACCUCUCAGGAGGCGAAUUGCUAGAGUGUCCCGAUGCAGAGUCCAUGAUGAGUGCAUAUCCCCAGGAGAUGGAGCAGUAUAGCUACAGCACCACAGACAUGAUGGAAGAAACGUUUGGCCUUGAUUCCCGGCCGCCCAUACCCUCCUCUGAAGGCAGUGGUCAACACGGCAGAUUUGAUGACAUGGAACAGCUUCAUUCACUAACGAGCAGCAGCCUGGAUUUAGGCAUGAUGAUUCCGAGUGACUUGCAAGGCCCUGGCGUGCUUGUUGACCUCCCAGCUGUUGCCCAAAGAAGACAACAGGAAGAUUUGCCUCUGUACCGACUCCCCAGCGCCCGGGUUGUCACCAAACCUUCAUCCCACAUGGGAAUGUCUUCACGGCAUGCAAAUGCUGCAUGUGAAUUACCCGAGAGAGAGGAAGGUGAAGGAGAGGAAACACCAAACUUCAGCCACUGGGGUCCACCAAGAAUUGUUGAAAUUUUUAGAGAACCUAAUGUGUCUCUUGGCAUCAGCAUUGUUGGUGGACAAACAGUUAUAAAACGCCUCAAGAAUGGAGAGGAACUCAAGGGUAUAUUCAUCAAACAAGUAUUAGAAGACAGUCCUGCAGGAAAGACCAAUGCACUUAAAACUGGAGAUAAAAUACUUGAGGUGUCUGGUGUAGACUUGCAGAAUGCCUCACAUGCAGAAGCCGUGGAGGCAAUCAAGAGUGCAGGAAACCCUGUGGUGUUCGUGGUACAGAGCCUGUCAUCCACCCCCAGGGUGAUCCCAACUGUGAAUAACAAAGGCAAAACACCUGCCCAGAACCAGGAUCAGAACACUCAAGAAAGGAGAGCUACGAGGCACGGAACAGCUCCACCUCCAAUGAAGCUGCCCCCACCUUACAGAGCUCCAUCUGCAGACAUGGAGGAAAGUGAAGAAGACUGUGCCCUGACCGACAAAAAGAUCAGGCAAAGAUAUGCAGACCUUCCCGGAGAAUUACACAUUAUCGAACUGGAAAAGGAUAAGAACGGGCUGGGACUCAGUCUCGCUGGCAAUAAGGACAGAUCACGGAUGAGCAUAUUUGUGGUGGGGAUUAAUCCAGAGGGACCUGCUGCUGCAGACGGACGGAUGCAGAUUGGAGAUGAACUGCUAGAGAUAAACAACCAGAUCCUUUAUGGAAGAAGUCAUCAGAAUGCGUCUGCCAUUAUUAAGACUGCCCCGACCAGGGUCAAACUGGUUUUCAUUAGAAACGACGAUGCAGUCAAUCAGAUGGCCGUCGCUCCCUUCCCAGUGCCAUCACAUUCCCCAUCGCCUGUUGAGGAUCUGGGUGGCACUGGGCCUCACUGUAGUGAGGAAGACAGCGGUGUGGAUGCUAAACAUCUGCCUGAACCAGAAAGCUCCAAACCGGAAGACUUGUCCCAGGUGGUUGAUGACAACAUGGUGGCAGAGCAGGAGGAGGCAUCAGAGUCACCUGACAGUGCUGCCUGCCAGAUAAAACAGCAAACAUAUUCAACACAAGUCUCCUCCAGCUCACAAGAGACCCCAUCAGCACUGACUCCCUUGUGUCAGUCAGCACAUGCAGAUGUCACAGGCUCUGCUAACUUCCAGGCUCCCCUCUCAGUGGACCCUGCUCCUCUCUCAGUGGACCCUGCAACAUGUCCCAUUGUCCCUGGCCAGGAAAUGAUCAUAGAAAUAUCCAAGGGGCGCUCUGGGCUUGGUCUCAGCAUUGUUGGAGGAAAAGACACACCUUUGGAUGCUAUAGUUAUCCAUGAAGUCUAUGAAGAAGGUGCAGCAGCCAGAGAUGGAAGAUUAUGGGCUGGAGACCAGAUAUUAGAGGUUAAUGGGGUUGAUCUGAGGAGCUCCAGCCAUGAAGAAGCCAUCACAGCCCUGAGGCAGACCCCCCAGAAAGUGCGGCUAGUGGUAUACAGAGACGAGGCACAGUACAGAGAUGAGGAGAACUUGGAGGUGUUCCUUGUGGAUCUGCAGAAGAAGACUGGCCGAGGACUAGGACUGAGCAUUGUUGGGAAACGGAGUGGGAGCGGAGUGUUUAUUUCCGACAUCGUGAAAGGCGGAGCCGCAGACCUCGAUGGGAGGUUAAUUCGAGGAGACCAGAUCUUGUCUGUGAAUGGAGAGGACAUGAGACAUGCCUCACAGGAAACUGUGGCCACAAUCCUGAAGUGUGUCCAGGGCCUUGUCCAGCUGGAAAUUGGGAGACUCCGAGCAGGUUCCUGGGCCUCCUCGCGGAAGACCUCACAGAACAGCCAGGGGGAUCAGCACAGUGCACACAGCAGCUGUCGGCCUUCUUUUGCCCCAGUUAUCACCAGCCUACAAAACCUGGUUGGCACAAAAAGAUCUUCAGAUCUUCCCCAGAAAUGCACAGAGGAGGAACCAAGGACUGUUGAGAUAAUCAGAGAGCUCAGUGAUGCCCUUGGGAUCAGUAUCGCUGGAGGAAAAGGAAGUCCUUUAGGAGAUAUCCCAAUAUUUAUUGCCAUGAUUCAGGCCAGUGGAGUGGCCGCACGUACCCAGAAACUUAAGGUUGGAGAUCGGAUUGUAAGCAUUAAUGGGCAACCUCUGGAUGGACUGUCUCACACAGAAGCUGUUAAUCUCCUGAAGAAUGCCUUCGGGCGCAUUAUCCUGCAGGUUGUGGCAGAUACCAACAUAAGUGCCAUAGCGACUCAGCUGGAAAUCAUGUCUACAGGCUCCCAGCUUGGCUCUCCCAUUGCUGACCGACAUUUGGAAGACACAGAGGAGCAGCUGCAGAGGACGGCCGAUUAAAGCGAGGUGACCAGAUCCUAGCUGUCAAUGUUGAGACCCUGGAAGGCAGUAUACCCAUGAGCAAGCUGUCUCCGUUCUAAAGCAGCAGAGAGGAACUGUGGCCGAGAGCCACCGGUCCUGAUCAUGACACAGUUUUUAAUAAGACUACAGCAGGAUUCUGUGGCUUCCAGUUGGGAUGAAAAGUUGCCUCGGCUAAAACUCAGCGUCAUCGUUGGCUCCGAUUCUGUUUGCACAAACCGGAGCUGCUGUCUCUGCUUCCUACUCACAUCCCUCAUCCCCACAGAGGCUUAACUCAAGCUCCCGUGGUUUCAUCUAAUGAGUAGAAACAAAGGUUUAGCUUGUCAUCUUAACUCGUGAUUUACUUAUGCUAAUUUGCCUCUUCAAAUAAACCAGAAAACAUUAGCAGUGUAAUUAACUUCCUCGCAAUGAACUAUUGAUACUCUGCCGCUGGGAAUCACUGCAGACUGUGCUGUGUGACUCAGUCAAGUAGACUUCACGUCCCUGUCUCCAGAUAGAUCUGUGUGUUCGCCGCUGGCGAUUGAUUCUACGGAGUCCAUUUACAAACUCUGUAAUCUACUCAGCAUCCUAAUAGGUUUUGUUUCUGAGUUUGACAAGCGCACACACUGAUGAGCAAGUGCGCCUUGGUCUCCAUAGGAACAAGUAACCCUCAAGCUUGAUUGAGUUCUAGCCAGGCUAGCUCACAUUGCUAACUGGGAGUGAUGGGGCAUCGUAGCAGGUCGGAAUCACCCGUUCCCAACCCCGACCCUGACCCCGACCCCGAGUAGACUGCAGGCAAAGGAGGUGGAAACCCUGGACCACACAGUAGAGAUAAGUUUGAGCGGCCUCAGCCUUACUGGAAAUGAGUUACAAGUUUGGUUUGCCUUUCCUUCACCUUUGUACCAGACUGCAAAAUGGCUCAGCCUGAAACAGCUAUGUGCAGCACUUGAACAUAAAAGCAACUGAGCAAAUGCCCUGGGAAUCAGACAUAGAAGUGCUUAUCUUGAGUUUCCCAGUCUCUGCUUCCUAUUGGUUGAAGUUCUAUAGCUAAGAAAGCAACUGUGGCCAAGAAAGAGCAUAAGAGUGCUUUUAGAGAGAAAUAGGCUGGGAAGGAAGAGGCUCAUCACUGAGCUCUGUGAAUCCUCUCCUGAAAACAAAGGAGAGUACCACGAAGGGUGAGUGCAGAGUCAACUAUAGAUGUGGUUUAGCGUUAUGUAACUAUAACUCGAUGCUGCAGAUUGUUCAGUAAUUACCUGGAAUUUAAUGGGCCCUAAUUUAAAACAUUAUUUAGUUAGAAUUGUAACUGAGAGUCCUUUGAGUAGAUGCACUCACGGAGUGCAUUAAUGCUUGCUGAGAUAGUGUUGUGACUAUUCUAAAGUGCAGAAUGCCUCAAUUUUAUGUUGACAGUAUUUCAAUGACUAGUAUUAGGUUUUGUGAGAUUCUGUAGGGUUUCUAGAAUUUAUAAUAUAUCCAAGAUUUAUGGUUUCGUUAGGAUCUCAUCUCCCAGUUCAUGAGAAGCCACCAACCUCAGUGUCCUGUGUAAAUGGUACCUGCAAAAAGACCUCAAGCAGCAGAGACCAAAUGAAGCCCAAAUGAAACUGCACCUUAAAACAUAAAGUUAGCGGCUUUAAUGCUGUCUAAGUGGGAUCCCCCUGCUUAGUUUUGAUGGAAUGUCGUUAAAUACACAUUUUGAAAUAACA